This is a messenger RNA of Protomyces lactucae-debilis, 758 nucleotides long. Its product is annotated as ubiquitin-conjugating enzyme/RWD-like protein. The coding region runs from base 228 to 716 and encodes 162 amino acids. The record is from RefSeq and is a predicted model, not a curated record. The transcript has a single exon. NCBI's taxonomy places the organism in Eukaryota, Fungi, Ascomycota, Taphrinomycetes, Taphrinales, Protomycetaceae.
GGGAAGAUGAACGCACCCAAGCGCAAGACUCGACCACAAACGUGGGAAUCCAUUGCUCGAAUGCCGAGUGUACUGGAGAGACAAAUAUCAAUGCUGCUGGAGGAUUUUAUUUGGUCGCGAAAGGUUCGGCUAAUGAGUCGCACGCUCAGAAUUGGCAUCAGCAGCGCGGAGUUCCUUGACUAUACUGUUCUGACGCUUGAUAUUGUACAUCAUUAGCUCUACUGCCAAUGGCAUCACUUGCUACAUCUAAACGUCUAAUAAAAGAACUCAGAGCUCUGCAAAAAUCUCCCAAUAAAGACUUACUCCAUCUCGCGCCACAGAAUGAAGAUGAUUUGAGUCACUGGACCGCUUCCUUUGAGGGACAAUCAGGUACACCCUUUGAGCAUGGCAUCUUCCACCUCAAGAUCCACUGUCCACCAGCGUACCCAGCCAUGCCGCCCGUUGUGAGCUUCACCACACGCGUCGCUCAUCCAAAUGUCCAGUUCAAGACUGGUGAGAUUUGUCUUGAUAUCCUUAAGGAACGUUGGAGUCCCGCUUGGACACUAGGAACAGCGUGUACGGCUGUGGUCCAGUUGCUCGCAUCCCCGGAACCCGAUUCACCGUUGAAUAUUGAUUUGGCGAAUUUAUUGAGGAGUGGGGAUAUCCUUGGGUAUGAGAGUCUUGUUCGGAUGUAUGUGGAGAUGUACGCGUUACCUAUCGUCGGUGGUCGUUCAUAAGACCAUUUUUUCAUGUAUGAGUGGCAUCUAUGCUAUACGACG